CCAAGGCCGGGCUCUAUUUGCAAUGGAUUUAUAUCAAGUUUUCCAAUUGGAAAAUCCAUCUUGCCAAGCCAUCUUCACAGACCUCAUCCAUACAUCCAUACAGUAGCUCCCUCAUCCCAACACCACACACAUAAUUCCUCUGUCCACGUCUCUUACCUCUCGAACGCCGAAAAUACCACCAACCAAGGACAGCGAUUACAACAAUGUCUCCCUGAAAAACCCGACUCGCAUAAAACAUCCCCUCCCCGAAACCGACUCCGAAAGCGCAACCGACCGACCCUCCCUCGCUCCCUCACACAAGCAAUUCGCACCCCCGAGUCCCCAAAGCUUUCACCAGCAAACCUCGACCAAACCACCAAAACCACAUAAACUCCCUCCACCACCAUCAACAUGGCGCAACCCCCAUCAACCUACCACCACCACCAACCCCCGUCAUCUGCCUCCACCUCGACCGACCCUCACCCAGACCCCACAUCCACCCUCGUCUCCCUCUCGGCCCUCGACUUCCUCCUCAUAGAACUCGUGCCCAUGGCGUAUAGAAUAGCAUUCGACCUCGCAGCGCGGGAAGAGGCGUGGCUAAUGAACAAUGGGAGCUCGUCGACGUCCGCGGCCGCGAUAUCGAAGGGCAGGGAGGAUGAUGUUGAUGGAGGAGGAGGGAGAGGCGCAAGAGCAGGAGGUGGUGGAGGAGGAGGAGCAAGUAGUCUAUCCGGCGCCGGGGAAAGAACCGCAGGCCCCGCGACGACGACGGUGAUGGACGAGGAAGAAGCGCGGGAAGCCGUAUUCCACCGCCUCGAGAGCCUGGGGUACAGAGUCGGCUUGGGCAUCGUCGAGCGCGUAUCCCGCAACACACCGCGCCCCACAACCCCACUCGACACGAUCAAGUUCCUCUGCAAGGACCUCUGGACCCUCUUAUUCCGCAAACAAAUCGACAACCUCAAGACGAACCACCGCGGCAUCUACGUCCUCACCGACCACUCGUUCAAGCCCCUCAGUCGCAUGAGCUUCGAUACGCGGAGACCGCCUCCUGUUGCUGCUUCUGCUUCCGCUGCCGCUCAGGCACAACUCCCGGCGCCGAAUGCAGCAACAUCAACGACAACAGCAACACCAGACCCAGCCUCAUCCACAACCGGUCUAGGAGCCCUCGGCCUCGGCGCCGGCGCCGGUGGCGCAGUCGUCCCAGUCCCUUCAGGCUUCGUCGGACCCCAGGGCCUCGCGCAGGUGCAGCCCUUCCUCUAUUUCCCCGCCGGCCUGAUACGCGGGUGCCUGGCGAGCUUGGGCAUCCAGGCGAGCGUCACGGCAGAGUGCACGGGGCUGCCCGGGGCGACGUUUCAAAUCCGGACUGUGGGCGCAAAGGCAUAGUAGGAUGCGCGGGGGGGAUCAAAUAGGAAGGGAUGAGCAUGGUGGGUUUUGGUUUUCAGCGGCAUUUGGGCGGUGUAUUUUAUUGUUUUUGGGUGGGUGGAAUGGUGCCGUCAUGUAUAUACAGAGUUUGGCAUCCAGCGGGUUACUACUAUCUUGUUCCGGACCAUGGGAGAGCUUUAUAGACAUCAUCUACAAGCCGAUGUAGACAUCGACAAGGUAGACCUUGGAAUGGAAGAUGCAUCACACACAUCAC
Westerdykella ornata is the source of this 1612-nucleotide messenger RNA. RefSeq names its product transport protein particle component. Gene Ontology annotation, biological process: endoplasmic reticulum to Golgi vesicle-mediated transport; regulation of GTPase activity. Gene Ontology annotation, cellular component: TRAPP complex; trans-Golgi network; cis-Golgi network. The record is from RefSeq and is a predicted model, not a curated record. The coding region runs from base 391 to 1359 and encodes 322 amino acids. The transcript has 2 exons. Lineage: Eukaryota; Fungi; Ascomycota; Dothideomycetes; Pleosporales; Sporormiaceae.